AAUAUAAACUCAAUUCAUCCUAUAAAUAGUGUCACCAAAAAAAGGAAGGUAUCUAUCUCUACACCUCAAGACUAAACAACAGAAUUACCUACUUGAUCUAGAUAUGACUGAAAAUAAGGCUGUUAUUAAAAAUGCUGAUAUGACAGAGGAUAUGCAACAGGAUGCUGUCGACUGUUGUACACAAGCCAUGGAGAAAUACAAUAUUGAAAAAGAUAUUGCAGCUUAUGUGAAAAAAGAAUUCGACAAGAAGUACAAUCCUACAUGGCAUUGUAUUGUUGGUAGAAAUUUUGGAAGCUAUGUGACGCAUGAAACCAAACACUUCAUCUACUUGUAUCUGGGACAGUUAGCAUUCCUACUGUUCAAGUCUGGUUAGACAGAUAGAUAUAUAGAUAGAUGGAUGUUAGUCAACAGACAGGAUAUAUGAACAAACCAAUGGACAUCGUUUCACACACAGACACACACACACACACAAACACCACGUAUCAAAAUUUUCAGACACCAAAAUCACUCAACUUAUCAGUUACUUCUUCCUCUUCUUCGCUCAACAGUUUUCAUUUUUGUAUCCAACUUUUGUCUUUGUAACUUUAUUUUGGUUAAAAUUUGAAAAUAAAUUUUUUGAUAAAUAAUAAACAUUGGGAGAAACAAGAGGAUCACCCAGAGAGAGGGAGAGAGACUGUAACAACACUGGGACGAGUUUGCUUCUUUCUUUUUUCUAAAUGGUUAUGUGUAUGCACUCAUGAAUUGGCCUGGAUUUAUUUUUGUAUAUGUGUGUCUGACUCUUAAUAUCCCUGCUACUUGUUCUGGACAUUGAAAUCUGACGAACUUCUAACUUUAGAUACUUUUUGUGGGUGUUUUGCCUCCUUCUGAUAAGAAAAAACAAAACAACUACUGCAAAAGUAGAUAAUAAAAAAUUAUUUACAGAUUUAAAUAAAAAAGAUAUAUAUGA
Molecule: messenger RNA, 946 nt
Organism: Trichobilharzia regenti
Lineage: Eukaryota; Metazoa; Platyhelminthes; Trematoda; Strigeidida; Schistosomatidae
Source: the annotation of a GenBank genome assembly